Echinostoma caproni is the source of this 2181-nucleotide messenger RNA. Lineage: Eukaryota; Metazoa; Platyhelminthes; Trematoda; Plagiorchiida; Echinostomatidae. The record is from the annotation of a GenBank genome assembly.
AUGGAAAUACGUCAGAGUAUAGAAUUAAUGGCUCAAUCUGCGGAAUUGAAGGAGGAGUACGAUCAAGCCAAACUUGAAAUGCACAAGUUGGAAGAAAAUGCUACUUUCAAUCUUAAUAAAAAGAAAGGUAUUGUUGCUGAACGCAAAGAAGCAAAAAUCGAGAUCGACGAAGCCGAGAGGUAUCGCAAAUUACAGCUAGAUUUGACUAACAAGCGCGUGGAGUUGCACUUGUUCAAGUUAUACUAUAAUGACUUGGAAAUAAAGCGGGUGCGCGAGGAAUUAAAACAACGUGAAGAAGCGCUGGCUGCUGAACAUGAGCAACGCCAGGCUAUUGAAGAGGAAAUGAAAGAAAAGCGUCGUGAACUGGGAAAGAUUAAUCGUGAUCAAUCGUCCGUGGAACAGGAAAUCAAGAAAUGUGAGCAGAAAAUUGGAAAACGGAGGCCAGAAUUCAUCAAGGUUUCUCAGUUAUUGCGCCAUAUUACAGAAAAGCACAAGGAGUCCAAAAAGUCACUUGAAAAUGCCAAACAGUUACACAGUAGUCACCUUCAAGAAAUCGACCAACUGGAAUCGGAAUAUGAGAAAAUAUCAAGUUUAAAACGUGAUUACGAGCAACAACAGACGAAAAAGUCAUUGGAACAAGGCAUUAACUUGGAGCUGGAAGAAACUCAAUUAAGUGAAUACCAUCGUCUGAAGCAAAAAGUGGCGGAACGCACUUCACAUCUGUCCGCUGUGCUGGAUGGGCUAAAUCGGGAAUACAACGAACAAAAGGAUCUGUAUGAUGCGUUAGAUCGUCGCAAAAAUGAAAUCGAGAGCUCCAUGAAGCGCAAAGAAACGGAACUGAACGAAAACAAGAAACGUUUGCAGAAGCUGCAGGAGUAUAUAGAAUCGAGCAAUCGAUCAAUUACGGAACAACGCGAGACGGAAAAAGCCAUUCGCGAAGAAGUAGAGCAAGCAACCAAACGGAUUGACGAGAUCAACACGGAAUUGGAGGCAGUCGUUUGCCAACUGGGCGAGGCCAAAGUCGAACGACACGAGUCCUCGCGUGCGGCGAAAAAACAGGAAUUGAUAGAGAAUUUGAAGCGGCUGUUUCCUGGUGUGCACGGACGUCUGCUUGAAAUGUGUCAGCCCUCACAUCGACGUUAUCAGGUAGCCAUUACCAAGGUUUUGGGGAAAUACAUGGAUGCAAUUGUGUGUGAUAGUGAAAAAACGGCGAAAGAGUGUAUCCAGUACAUGAAAGACCAGCGUAUUGAACCGGAAACGUUUCUUCCGCUGGACUUUUUGGAUGUAAAGCCAAUUGAUGAAAAACUUCGUGAAAUCUCUGAUCCACCAAACGUACAUUUGGUACUCGAUGUAAUCCAAUGUGAUCCGGCUAUUGUGAAAAAAGCAUUAACAUUUGCUUGUGGCAACGCCCUGGUAUGCGAGACUGUGGAACACGCUCGUUAUGUUGCUUACAAUAUGGGCGAUCGGAAGAAGGAGUUUUCUUAUGAGGCUUACUUUGAAAUGGUUUAUUCAUUAGCGCUUGUAGUUAAAUUGGCGGAAUUCGAUCUAGACCAUUUGCUGUUUAUUAUGUUUAUGCACGAACGGAAUGCAGUUUCUUUGUCCCGUUCUGUAUUCGUUCCCUACAGUGAUUUGAAAGCCCGCGCCCGACGUUGGGAUGAGAAGCAGAUCAGCACUCUAAUGGCCAAACGGGAUGCACUUCAGGCAGAACUGAAAGAACAGUUAAAAAGAAAGCGGAAAGAGGCGGAAUUACGCACAAUUCAAUCCCAAAUCAAAGGUUUGGAUACACGAUUGAAGUACACACUAAAAGACAAGGAUAGUACGGAGGAAAAGCUGCGCAGUUCGGAUGAAGAGGAAAUGACACAAAUCGGUCGUGAAUUGGAAGAUGUAGAUGAACGUCUAGGUCGAUGUCAGACGAAGAUGCAAGAGUUACAAAUUUCUAUUAAUGCAGAGAAAGCCAAAAUGGAUACUGUCGAGGACACCGUGUUUCACGAUUUUUGCGUUCAGAUUGGGGUCGAUAAUAUUCGACAAUAUGAAGAUCGUGAAUUGCGCAUCGCUCGAGAACGCGAUCGUAAGCGUUUGGAAUUCACAAAUCAACUACAACGCAUCAACAAUCAAUUGGAAUACGAGCGUUCGAGGGACACUGAAGGUAAGCCAUCUGGUGUACGAUUUUCUAUCCGAUAA